Molecule: messenger RNA, 855 nt
Organism: Symbiodinium necroappetens
Lineage: Eukaryota; Dinophyceae; Suessiales; Symbiodiniaceae
Source: the annotation of a GenBank genome assembly
AUGCAGCCUACUCCGCGACGUCUCUGCAAGCCCUUGGCGGCCCUGUCCUUGCUACUCCUCGUGUUCGCUGAUGUGAGCAAGCUUCUGGGCUUCGUCGGGUCGCGAGGCGUGGGAAGUCGCCGGCCCUCGGUCGCGCGUGCGGCUGAAUACAAGCAAGUAGCUGUGGCGGGAGCCACGGGCCGGCUGGGGCGCUUCGUGGUGUCGGAAUUGCUGUCCAAGGAAGAUGAGCUCCAAGUCAUCGCGCUGACCCGCAAUGUGUCUCGAGCAGAAGAGUUUCUGCCUGUAGACAAUGACAAGUUGAAGGUCGUCACCUGGGACCCUGCAGCUGACCAGGCUGCAGCUGAACAAGCUGUAGCUGACGCCGACGUGGCGCUCUGGUGCGCCGAGGGUCGCAAGGGCAUUGUCGCGCUGGGCAAUGCUUUCAAGGCGAAGGGGCAGAGACCGAGCGGCUCCGCCCGUGUGAUCAUGUGCUCCUCAGCUGCCAUCACGCGGCCCACAUGGUCUGCCGAACAGAAAUCCCGGAUGUCCGGAGCAGCCGACAUCCCGAUUGUCAGGUUGAAUCCAGGUGGCCUGCUGGACGAGAAACGAGCAGCCGAGCAAGCCUUGCGCGACACGGGGGCUUCCUAUGCGGUGGCACGACCGACGGGCCUGAAAGACGACUGGCCGGCGGGGCGUCCGGUGGUCUCUCAGGGAGAUGUGGCUGUGGGCAGAACCUCUCGCCAAGACCUGGCCUCCAUGCUGGUGCAGCUGCUUGACGAGCCAGAGGCGACAGGGAAGACUUUCGAGGCAGCGUCCGGGCUUGUGAGCUCCCUCCCGUUGCCCAGCCGCUUAUGCCCUGUUCUUCACGAAGCCUAG